Messenger RNA from Microdochium trichocladiopsis, 1587 nucleotides. RefSeq names its product major facilitator superfamily transporter. Gene Ontology annotation, molecular function: transmembrane transporter activity. The coding region runs from base 1 to 1587 and encodes 528 amino acids. The transcript has 4 exons. The record is from RefSeq and is a predicted model, not a curated record. Lineage: Eukaryota; Fungi; Ascomycota; Sordariomycetes; Xylariales; Microdochiaceae. Gene Ontology annotation, biological process: transmembrane transport.
AUGGCAGUUACAUUGAAUGAUAAGAGGCCAGGCGUGACGUGCGAUCUGGAAUUGGCAACAGGAGACGACGAUCGCGCCAUUACCGACAUUCCGGGGGUCGAAGAUAAUGCCGAAAGUGAGGUCAAGACCGCUGAUGAACAUGGCGACUAUCCUUCCGGCAUGUCCUUGUUCUUCAUUGCUCUUGCUUUAGGCUUGAGCAUAUUCUUUGUCGCACUCGACAUGACAAUCGUUGCUACAGCCAUUCCUAAGAUCACAGACGAGUUCACAGGUCUUUCCGACGUUGCCUGGUACGGCUCUGCAUUCUUCAUGACCAUCGCCGGCUUCCAGUCAGCAUGGGGCAAGGCCUAUACGUACUUCCAUCUCAAGACCGCCUUCCUUGUUGCCAUGCUCAUCUUCGAGUUCUGGGUGCUACACCCUCAUCGCGUUCGCCGCCGAGCCCAUCGUCCAUUGUUCACUGGGAUCCUGGGUGCUUCUUACGGCAUUGCCUCCGUCGCCGGCCCCCUUAUUGGAGGCGCCUUCACCGACCACGCUUCCUGGAGAUGGUGCUUCUACGUCAACUUGCCCAUCGGCACUCUGUCGGGCACUAUCAUCCUCCUAUUCUUUACGACCCCAAGCAAGUUAAAGCCAGUCGAGGUUUCUCUUCAGGAGAAACUCCUUCAAAUGGAUCCCUUCGGCAUUCUCCUGAUUAUGGGAGCCACUGUCGCUUUCAUCUUGGCUGUCCAGUAUGGUGGCCAGAGCCACUCGUGGAGCUCAAACACUGUGGCCGGUCUUCUUGCCGGAUUUGCUGUCAUUAUUGUCGUUUUCACUGCCUGGCAGGCGUUCAACGGUGAGCGCUCCAUGGUAGUUCCACGCGUCAUAAAGAAAAGGACUGUCUGGGUAAAUGCACUCUGCGGCUCUGUCCUAGGCUCUGCCUACCUCAUCAUUAUCUACUAUCUGCCCAUCUACUUCCAGAGUAUCAACAAUGAUUCCCCAAGCACAUCCGGAUUGCGCAACAUUCCAAUCAUUCUCGCUGUCACCUUUGCUACCAUCCUUUCGGGAGUGUUCAUCUCGAAAACUGGCAUUACAAUACCGCUUAUGGCGGGUGGUUGUGCGCUUGGGGCAAUUAGUGCAGGGCUUAUGUGCACUCUCAAGAUCGGCGCGGAUGAGAGCAAGUUGACUGCUUACCAGGUUCUCGCCGGAGCUGGUUUUGGUCUGGCUAUCCAGGUCCCAAUGAUCCAUGCCCAAGGCAAUGCUGCAACUGAGGAUUUAGCUUUAACUACAUCCAUUAUUAUGUUUUUCCAGACCCUUGGCAGUGCGUUCCUCCUCUCGGGCGCGCAAUCAGCAUUUGUCAAUGAGCUCCUAAGAAAUCUCAAAGAGUAUGUCCCGGCAGUCCCUCCGGAGAUGGUGAUUGCUACAGGCGCGACGCAGAUCCAGACAGCUUUCCCCGCCGCCCAGGUCCCCGGUAUCCUACAGGCUUACAUGGAAGGCAUCAGAGUCGUUUUUGCCAUCUCCACCGCGGCGGCCGGCUUGGCCUUUGUGGCUAGCUUGGCCAGUUCGUGGAAAAGGCUGAGCGGGGAGCCCCUCAAGGCUGCAUGUGGUGCCGCUUGA